This is a messenger RNA of Scatophagus argus, 3989 nucleotides long. RefSeq names its product netrin g1a (gene ntng1a). The record is from RefSeq and is a predicted model, not a curated record. Gene Ontology annotation, molecular function: cell-cell adhesion mediator activity. NCBI's taxonomy places the organism in Eukaryota, Metazoa, Chordata, Actinopteri, Scatophagidae. Bases 1131 to 2585 code for a protein of 484 amino acids. The transcript is spliced from 8 exons.
AUCUCCCAGCGCCUCGCAGCGCGUUAUCUACCCCGUCAUCUCCGUCUGGGCGGUCGGUGCUGCGCCCAGCCGCUGGAGACGUCCGGGAGGAGAUUCGUGGAUGCGGGCGGAUAUUCUCAGCCGAAGAGCCUAACUGGUGUGAUUCACGUCGCCGCUGAGUGGCUGAAAUUCAGAGUCAGGCAGGUGGAGAGAGAGGAGAGAGUGGAGAGAGUGGAGAGAGUGGGGACGGGCACAGAUCCGUCUUUGGAGACGAAGGAAUUAUUGUAAACUGGGCAGAGGAGCAGGAGGGACGCGCGGCGGCUCAAAGUUUCUUUUGCAGCGCUGGUUUUUCUUUUCUCUGAGCCUCAGUGUGACGCCCUGAUGGAAUGACACUUGGAGAGAGGAUGAUGGACAGUUUGGCACCGGAGCUCCUGCUCAGAAAGCCUCCCGUUGACGCCAGGCGCGGUGCUGACCGAGCCCUCAGGACGGCGAUCAGUCAUUUGUUUUGAAGUGGCAGGAAAAUCCUCCUCUUGAUCGUUUUCUCCCCCCUCGGAGGCCGGAAGAGUGAGAGAUGGUGCGCACAGCGAUUCCUCAGAGGCUGACGUGCGUACUCAUCACAUUCCUGUUGAGGAGCGCAUCUUAAAGGGCUUCAUUUCUUCAUUCAUGUUCAUUCGGCUGCUCUGAACUUGUUGAGCGGCGUUGAGGGGCCCUGGGAGUAGGCUGCUCCGCUCCACGAACUGCCAGAUCGCCACGCAGGACGAGGACCAUGAUUGACAGCCAGGCGAGCUGAGGAGACCUGUCAUUCAUCUUCCUAUCAGCGUGUCAGGAGGGCUAUCUCCUUCUCGCCUCCCCCCCCUUCCUUCUCCUCCUCCUCCUCUUCCACGAUCCUCCCUCCCUGAACCCUCUCCUCUUAUCUUCUCAAUGGGCUGGUAACCUCGCCAUCCCUGGCAGCUGUGUCCCACCCCAGAAAGCCGAAAGCGACAGAAACAGCACAGGAAAACGGCGAGACACGUCUUAGCCGACCCUCGCUGCACCUGAGGGCAGUUUGGCAUGCCUCCUCACUCCAGCUGAGUGAGCUGUAGUAAGUGCAAUUAGAAGAGGGAUCGUCUGUUUGCACGCCUCCUUGAGAAGGAGCUGAGAGAGGACCAGUCAUGCGUUUCCAUUUGGCGCUGACGCUGCAGGCGCUGUGGACUGCUGUUUGCCAGGCGGCCAUGCAGCACUACCCGGCAGCGUGGGGCCACUAUGAUGUGUGCAAGUCCCAGGUUUACUCAGACGAGGGCUUGACCUGGGACUACAUGGCCUGUCAGCCAGAGGCAGCAGACAUGACCCAGUACCUGAAGGUUACUCUGGACCCCCCCAACAUCACCUGUGGAGACCCUCCAGAGACCUACUGUGCCCUGGAGAACCCCUACAUGUGUAAUAAUGAAUGUGACGCCAGCACAGAGGAACUCGCCCACCCACCGGAGCUCAUGUUCGACAUCGAGGGCCGCAACCCCACAACGUUCUGGCAAUCCACAUCUUGGAAGAAGUACCCGAAGGCCCUCCUGGUCAACAUCACGCUCUCUUGGAACAAGACCAUCGAGCUGACCGACGACAUCGUCCUCACUUUUGAGUCAGGCCGGCCCGAACAGAUGGUCCUGGAAAAGUCGCUGGAUUACGGACGAACCUGGCAGCCCUACCAGUUCUAUGCCACUGACUGCCUGGAUGCUUUCACCAUGGAACCCAAGACUGUGCAGGAUCUGACUCAGCAUACCCUGCUGGACAUCAUCUGCACUGAGGACUACUCACGAGGUUAUGUGUGGAAGUACGACAAAACAGUGCGCUUUGAGAUCAUGGACCGCUUUGCGCUGUUUGCUGGGCCCCGGCUCCACAACAUGGCUUCGCUUUACGGCCAACUGGACACCACCAAGAACCUGAGGGACUUCUUCACCAUCACAGAUCUGAGAAUCCGCCUGCUCCGGCCUGCCACAGGGGCGACAAUGGUGGACGAGAACAACCUGUCCAGAUACUUCUAUGCCAUCUCGGAUAUCAAAGUCCAGGGCAGGUGCAAGUGCAACCUUCACGCCAACAGCUGUGUGUAUGACAAAGAGAAGCUGAGCUGCGAGUGUGAACACAACACCACCGGGCCCGACUGCGGCCGCUGCAAGAGGAAUUACCAGGGACGAGCGUGGAGCGCCGGCUCCUACCUGCCCAUCCCCAAGGGCACGGCCAAUAUCUGUAUUCCUAAUAACAUUGGUCCAGUUAUUCGGCAGAAUGUCUCAUCUCUAGGUGUCGCUAACCGAAAAGAAGUAGCCCCUCAGGUUGCAUUGUCCACUGCCCCUUCUGUCCACGUUGCAAACAGCAAGCGAGCCCGGGUGUGCGACAACGAGCUCCUGCGCUGCCAAAAUGGCGGCGUGUGUGUCGGCAACAUCCGCUGCAACUGUCCCCCAGCCUACACGGGCCUGCUGUGUGAGAAGCGACGCUGCGAGUCGGAGCUGGGGGGCUGCGGGGGCCCCGAUUCGGGCCAGGCCCCCCUGACGCCGCCUUCCCGCCCAGUGCUGCUGCUGAUGCUGCUGCUGGGCUCUGCACUGCUGAGAGAGGCCUCCAGUUGGCCCGCCGUGCUCUAAAGAGAGCCAUGGCCUGGUGGGAGUGUUCAACUCCCCAUCACCUCCACCUUAACCUCCCCUCCCAUCCCUCUUUUCAAAUAAUCAACAACCAUUAAACAGGAACAACCACGAGCUUUCUGGACUGUACUGUACUGAGCUUCUCCGCCGCCAGACUCAGUGGACACUCGCGCUGACAAUAACGGGAAUGUGCCAGACAUGAGUGCAAAAACUUUUCAUUUAAUUUCAAAGAAUAUAUAUACAAAUGAAAAAAACAUAUGAAAUGCCAGAUAUUAUCAAAAAGAGUAACUGAGCAUUUGCCUAAUAAGAGUAAAAUGAGCAAAGAACAAUGAGAGCCCCACCCCCUCUAAGCCAUACCAGGUAUUUGAGCUCCUUCCAGUUUGAGAAGGGAUAACUAAGGGUGACAGACUUCCUCUCUUAUUGCCACGGCAACAACAGCUGCAACCAAUCAGCUCUCGCACGGUGUCCGCCGAACCCCCCCGGGAUGCUUCUGCGAGUUAGUGUUGGCUGGACUGACGCCGAAGAAAUCUCAAAGAACCUGUCGCCGCUGAACGGCACAGACUGGCCUCCGAGACACCACGUUACACUUCAGCACAGUGACGAACAACACGAGGAGGAAACACAGGGAGCGUUCUUUGCUGUCAGUGCAUUGUGGAUAGAAGGAAAUCUGUCCGGACUGCCACUUUGCACCACACAAACCCUGCCCACGUCGAUCCCUCUCUCGCUUUCUGUCUCUCCUUCGAGCUCUAUCUCAUCCUCCCUCCUGUCCAUCCUCCGCCCCUUUCCGUGACCCGGUCCCCCCUGCCCCCCGAUCUCCUCGCCACGCCGCCACAGACCUGUGCUUUCGUGAAUGUUAACUCUGUAAAACCUCGUUGGUUGAAAGAUUCUUUUGUCCGAUGUUAGUGAUGCACAUGUGUAAGAACCCUCCUCCCUACCAAAAGAUACUCCCAUAAAGCUGUCUGAUUCCUUUUCUAUCUUAGAGCCACCACGCUCCCGACGAUCAUGGUCAGAGGAUAGUUUUCACCCCAGCAGACCAGAAGCGCAUAGAAAACCAUCGGUGUAUUUGCAAGUUCUUUUCUCGACAGAGCAAACAAAAAAGAGUCAUGUAGUCCUUUUGUAUCUUUGCCGAACUGUGAUUGAAAAAAAGGCGACCUUUAAUGUAUCUAUUUAAGACCUCUAACUGCGAAAGCAAUUGUUUAUGGUUUUCUUUCCGUUUCUUUCAUUUACUUCUUUUCUUUGUUAAUAUUACUUUUAGUUGUGCAGUUGGUUUUCCUUUGUAUUGGCAACGUGCUGGCAUCAAAGAAUAUCAGUUUACAUAUACAGUAUUAAUAAAGUGUAAUAAAAUCCCACCAAAGGACAUUAUAAAUGUUUUGUUCUUGCUUUAACACUUGAGAAUUUAAGUGAAUA